Molecule: messenger RNA, 1200 nt
Organism: Lachancea meyersii CBS 8951
Lineage: Eukaryota; Fungi; Ascomycota; Saccharomycetes; Saccharomycetales; Saccharomycetaceae
Source: the annotation of a GenBank genome assembly
AUGAACUCGGUCCAAGUUAAAUUAGAAGACUCCAACAACGUACUCGCAUCUAACGCGCAGGCGUAUGGGCCUCCGUCGCAGCCGGGAUACGGGAUGUUAAGAACCCCAACUGCCAUUGCCAGAGGUGUGCCAGACGCAAACGUCAAUGUGCAUUCUUACCCAUCACAUCAACCACAUAUGGGAGCUGCAGCUCCCGCUCACGCUUCGGGACCAGAUUCGGCACCGCUGCUGCCACCACAUUCGGCAAAUUUUCAGGUCAACAAUGGGAUGUCAGAUCCUUCGUUGCAAGAGUAUCUGUCACCGUUUUUCCAGCCAUAUGGCGUUGAUGUCUCGCACUUCCCGCUCACCAACCCGCCCAUAUUCCAAAGUUCUCUCACCAAUUUCUCGGACCACCCCAGAAGACGCAGAAUUUCCAUCUCGAACGGUCAGAUUAGUCAACUGGGAGAUGCCACGCAUACAUUUGACGAUUUAUACUACAGUCAACCUCCACCAAUGCCUACAAGGCAUGACCACAAGAGUUCUGCCUCGGAAGCUAAAAACAUCUCGUUCCCGCCCCCGGCGCCGCAACAUCAUCAACAGCAGCAACAGCAACAACAACAACAGCAGCAAUAUAUGCCUACUCCAAACGUCUCGAUUUCGCACCCCCAUGCCCAGCAUCAGCAACAUAACCAAGCGUCUCACACAUUUACACCUAAGGACUACAACAUUCACGCUCUUACGCCAAAACUAGAAGACGAGAUCGAUCCCAAUGACCCAGGUCCCUCAGACCCUUAUACCAAGACAAUGGUGGAGCAAAAGAAUAAUUCGCAGUCAAGCGUAUUCAGAAACGAGCCUCUACCCAGUGUGUAUCCCUCUAUGCGACACGGAAUAGUGCCCGGAACACCCGCAUGGAAACGGGCAAGACUGCUGGAAAGAAACCGAAUCGCCGCUUCCAAGUGCAGGCAGCGCAAAAAGGUUGCUCAUCUACAGCUCCAGGAAGACGUUGAUCAGCUAUCGCGUGAAAACCUCGAGAUGCGGAAACGCCUUCAGUACUUCGAAAAGCUGGUAUUCAAGUUCAAGAAAUUUACGGAAAUGCAUAUGGCUUCAUGCGGCGGGUCCGAGCAGUUGAGCAUGAUUGAGGAACUGCUGAAAAUAGAUCACAACAUGACAGGACCAACGCCCGAAGUGGAUCUCGACGCCGACGAUGCCGACAUUCUGUGA